Molecule: messenger RNA, 1020 nt
Organism: Talaromyces proteolyticus
Lineage: Eukaryota; Fungi; Ascomycota; Eurotiomycetes; Eurotiales; Trichocomaceae
Exons: 3
Coding region: 1-1020 (339 amino acids)
Source: RefSeq, a predicted model, not a curated record
AUGGCGCGCAGUAAACAGACGGCUAGAAGAACCCUUGGGGGAAAACCUCCAAGACGUAUCGUGCCGCAGUUCUUUCGCUUUGAUGAUCAUACUGGACGACCGUACACCACCGUGACCAAUAACAGCCUGCCCAACAAGGCAAUUUGCAAAUUGAGCCUCCAUCUUUACUGUUUGCAAGACCUAGAUUGCAGCCCAGAUGCCAUGGGAAAGUGCUUUUUGUCCAGCAGGGAUAUAUGUAACGCCGGGAAUAUGCGUAAUUACUGGCCUCGCGUAGAUGUUUACUCGCCGCUUUCCAGCAUUGAAGAAUGUAUGCAACAUCAUCUACGUGAGAAGGCCUUUCGUCGGAAGGCUGUCGAAGAUUUACAUAAGAGUGCUGCUUCUACCGCUGCUGCAGAAGCAGCAGCAGCUGGUGGCGAUGAAGUUGACGUGGCCGAAGCUGCAGAAGAAGCAGUGCUAAAACUACGAGGAAAGGAACCUCUACCACAUAUUGUGCCAGCUUGGUGUUGUUCACCUGCAUUCUGGAAAAGCACGUGGUAUUCCUCUGCAAACGAAAUGAGAUAUCGGAGUUUCAUACUUGUGGUCCCAGAGGGCUGCAAAUCAUGGGACGACGUCGUGCAACAGGGACUCUACUUUGUAUACUUCGAUCAGCAGGUGACUCCCGAAAUGGAGACAGACAUGUGGGACGAGCCAGAAGAUGAAGGGGACAGUAUGCUUGGAGAGGAUCGUCAAGACUAUGACCCAGUCAAUUCUAAGAAUAAUAAUUUUGAUGGGACACUCCAGAACAUGUGGUAUGAAUUGUUCCGGUCCUUGAAUGAUUGUACGUACCGUCGUCCUUGCUGCGACGGAUGUGACAAUGACGAGGAAGUUCAUGAAUGCGAACUUGAAUUAAAUGAACAUUACUUUGAUGAAGAUGGGCAGUGUAUAGCCUGUAGACGCUUUCUAGAGCAUCGACGUCGAAGCAAAAGGUUGUCUAAGAAACGCAGAGCUGAAGAGAGUGAAGAUUUAACAAGGAGAAAUUAA